Molecule: messenger RNA, 633 nt
Organism: Ilex paraguariensis (yerba mate)
Lineage: Eukaryota; Viridiplantae; Streptophyta; Magnoliopsida; Aquifoliales; Aquifoliaceae
Source: the annotation of a GenBank genome assembly
AUGUGCUGCAACUAUGGAGUGAUAUCUAGAAGCGACCUUCGCUUCUCUCUUCUCCCACCACCCACCGCCACCCUUAUCUCCUGCCACCCCCACCCUUUUCCCCGUCUCGCCUACAGAACCCACCGACCACUUUACCGGAUCUUCCUUCAUACCCGAUCCGUUUCCUUCACCACCAAGGCCACAAUCAACGAUGCCUCGGUCACAUCACCACCGCCACCACUUUCUGAAUUCAUGAGCUUUUAUGAUCUUCUGGGGAUUCCAGAGACUGGGACUCUUUUGGAGAUCAAGCAGGCGUAUAAGCAGUUGGCCCGGAAGUACCACCCGGAUGUCUCCCCUCCGGAUCGGGUUGACGAAUACACCCGCAGGUUCAUCCGGGUGCAGGAGGCUUAUGAGACUCUGUCUGAUCCGAAUCGGAGGGCUUCGUAUGAUAGAGACAUGGCCAAGGGGCUUCACUUAGCGUUCUCAGCGCGAAGGCGGUUUCAAAAUCAUGAGAUGGAAGAGAAAAGCGAAUGGAAGAUCAGAUGGCAGUCUCAACUCUCAGAACUCAAGAGAAGAAGCAUGAAGGAAGACACAGGCGAAAAUAUGUCCUGGGCAGCACGAAUGCGCAGGCAAAGGAAUGAAUCAUCAACUUAA